GAUUUAUACGACCAACCGAAACUUCUACUACUUCGCCCGGAAUCUGAGGAGGAAGAGUGUAGGCAUAAAGAGCCCAACGCUAUAGGAAGAUAAAGAAGACAAGGGAAGAAAAUAUCACCCCAAGAAUCAGCCACGCGAUUAGGUACUUAAAGUGAUUCGAGCGAUCGCGAUCAUCAACCGCCACGAUGUUGCCAAACCCCAACCUUUACAGCCACCACCAGUACAACCCACACGCUGACCAGCCAUGGAUGCACCAACCCCAAAGCCACCAGCAUCAGGCCCAACAACAGGCUGCCGCUGCCGCCGCAGCAGCUCAGCAGCAGCACUACAACCGAUUAGCAGGUGCUCACAAUAAUGUGUCCAACAACAUUGGCGCGUCAGUCGGUGGUCAUGUUCAGGAUAAUGGCCUGGAGAAUGUAUCCGAGGACAAUCGCCGCACGUUGACCUUCGUCGCCGACCUACUUAAUGAGAACACGCGAGAAGCUGCUCUCCUUGAGCUGAGUAAGAAGAGAGAGCAGGUGCCCGAGCUUGCCCUUAUCUUGUGGCAUUCAUUUGGCGUGAUGACCUCUCUCAUGCAGGAGAUCAUUUCAGUUUACAACCUACUCAACCCGUCGCAAUUGACCGCAGCUGCCUCUAACCGAGUCUGCAACGCCCUUGCGCUCCUACAAUGCGUGGCAUCGCAUAAUGAUACGAGGACGUUGUUUUUAAAUGCCCAUAUUCCUCUUUUCCUAUAUCCGUUCUUGAACACCACGUCUAAGUCUCGUCCGUUCGAGUAUCUCCGUCUGACCUCACUCGGUGUGAUCGGUGCAUUAGUUAAGAAUGACUCUAGCGAGGUGAUUAACUUUCUCCUCACAACCGAGAUCAUCCCUCUCUGUCUACGGAUUAUGGAAACAGGAUCCGAGUUGAGUAAAACAGUGGCUAUUUUCAUCGUCCAGAAGAUCUUGCUGGAUGAUAAUGGUCUGAAUUACAUCUGCGCUACCUACGAGCGCUUUUAUGCCGUUGGAACAGUGUUGAGCAAUAUGGUUGCCCAGCUUGUCGAGCAGCAGACGGCUCGCCUUCUCAAGCACGUUGUACGUUGCUUUCUUCGCCUAAGCGAUAACGCCCGCGCCCGCGAAGCUCUCCGUCAAUGUCUUCCAGAACCGCUCCGCGACGCCACUUUCAGCUCGGUUCUUCGUGACGAUGCAGCAACUAAGCGGUGCUUAGCCCAGUUAUUGAUCAACCUCUCCGACAAUGUCGUGGAGACCAAUAGCAACCAUGCGUUAUAAAGCCCCAUUUGGGGCUUACCGCAUAAGGACCAUUGUCCAAUGAGAUACCCUUACGACUGCUUUAGUCUUCGGAAGCUUGGGUCAUUCAUAAUUAUGAGAGCAUGAGAAUUACGUCAAAAUAAUAUCCUUUCUGAUGGCAUGGCAUCUGUCUCAGACGCAAGAAUUCCGCGAUUAACCAAACCUCCUAUAACCAGUGUUGUCCUGGUAUGAUCUCGACGGCGUAUUGAUUUCCUCUCUCGACUCUACAGUCAGAUACAUCCAGCUGAUGUCUGAAAAAAAAUUGAUUUUCACGAGUCUUGCCUAG
This is a messenger RNA of Daldinia caldariorum, 1569 nucleotides long. RefSeq names its product cell differentiation protein rcd1. The record is from RefSeq and is a predicted model, not a curated record. The transcript has 3 exons. Gene Ontology annotation, biological process: mRNA catabolic process; negative regulation of translation. Bases 186 to 1265 code for a protein of 359 amino acids. Gene Ontology annotation, cellular component: CCR4-NOT core complex; CCR4-NOT complex; P-body. NCBI's taxonomy places the organism in Eukaryota, Fungi, Ascomycota, Sordariomycetes, Xylariales, Hypoxylaceae.